CUGGGAAUUGUAGUUUUUCCGCCUCGUCUUAGGCGACACCAAGGGGAGACGUUUACAGCUCCGAAUUUGGUGUCCAUAAAUGUAUUUGUAUUUUUAUUUCGUGACGACCACGGCACGCUGGCCGCAUCAAAGGCUUUUGUGUGCUUAAGUCCACCGUGAAAGUCGUACUCUCGCGUGGUUGACUAGACUUGUCAGACUCCCUCUCUUUCUCUCUUUCUCCCUCCUUGACAGUCAGGGCUGCCCCCCCCCCCCCCCCCUCUUCUUCACCACAUCAACCAGGGCGUUACUUGCAGCCGGACGACGCCGGGAAAUACACCCCCCUGGAGGCCACCUUUAUCUCCAAGUGGGCAGCCGUUCCUACCAAACGCGGACAUGAAUUGUUGAUUGGAUGAAAAUGAACAAACCAAAAAUGGCCUCAGAGAAGGGUGUUCCCAGUACCUCCAAAGUGCACAUACUACUGGCCCAACUGGAGAGGAUGACCGGCGACUCUAUGUUGAAGGAUCCCGAAGCGAGCCGGCAGAUCACCUCCAAGCUUCUUCACCUCAUACAGACGCAAGAGAAGACUGGAAGGGAGGUGAUGUCCAAAGGCACCAGCGGCAUGGAAGUUAUCCUGUCUUCACUCGAGAGCACCCGGGACUCCCAGACCAUCCUGAACAUCCUGUGCAUACUCAGUGAGCUGCUGACGUUGGGCAAAGGACGGCGGGUGGGAGCAUUUGUAUCAAAAGGGGGAACAGGCGUCUUACUCCGCAUUCUAAUCAGCGCCAGUAAAGAGGGUCACCCCAGCGAGGAGCUCAUGCUGCAGCUUCACUCCCUGCUGGCCAAGGUGGGCCUUAAAGACAGGAAGUUGGGAGUUAAGGCGCGUCUGAGCGGCGCCGUGAACGUCACCGUCAACCUGAUCAAGAAGAACCUGCAAAACAUCAAGCUGCUCCUGCCCUGUUUGCAGGUUCUCAGGGUUUACUCUGUCAACAUGGUUAACGCUAUAUCGCUGGGGAAAAGCGGCGCGAUCGAGCUCAUGUUUAAGAUUUUGGCGCCGUACAGCAAGAAGAACACCAGCCUGAUCAAGGUCACUGUAGAUGCACUGGCAGCGCUGCUCAAAUCCAAGACCAAUGCUCGGCGGGCGGUGGAAGCCGACUACGUGUCCACCCUGCUGUCACUCUACAUGGACUGGCAUCGACACGACACGUGGCAUCGUCACACUGUCGUACGCAAAGGGCUUCUGUGCUGCCUGCGCAACAUCACCAACAUCAGACUGGGCAGGAGAGCGUUCACCAACGCUGACGGCAUGCGGAUACUCUACAACUCAUCCAGUGAGUGCCUCACUGUGCGCACCCUGGAUCCUCUGGUGAACACUUCAAGUCUCAUCAUGAGGAAGUGCUUCCCCAAGAAUCGCCUGCCUCUGCCCACCAUCAAGUCCGCUUUCCAUCACCAGCUGACGCAUGUCCUGCCCUCAGGGCCUGUGGCGCAAUUAUACAGCCAACCUCCCGGAGUGGACGACGUGGUGGACGACAGCGACGACAACGAGGACAUGGAUGCAGACACGGAGAACGACACAGAGAACGAGGAGGACGAGAAGGAUCCUCGACCUGUGAACGAAGACAUCGAGAAGGACAUAAACAAGCUGCACCCCGAGAAGAGCCCGAGCCGACCUUUUGAAGAGUUAAAAGUCUACGAGAGGUUUUUCGUGGAGCUAACUGAGGACUUCCAGGGUCAUAACAUUGAUUGCUCCACCACUGCCUCAACCACAUCUUCAUCCUCCUCAGCCCGACCCUCUAGGCCGGUCAUCGUGCCCACAGCUCAGGCCCUCUCCCCGAAUCACGUGACCACACAGAACUCUCAGGUGCUGUGCCCACCUCACAAAGAACGAGACCCCCCGUCGCCUCCCUCCACCGCCACGGCUCCUCUUCCUCCUCCCGCUUUACAGCUGGACACCCUCCGCUUCAGCAAGGAGCUCAGCAAAAAAGAGGAGAUGCAGCAGGAGCUCUUACACGCGCUGGAAUGCGUCUCCGUUAAAGCCGAGGCGUUUUUAAACGCGGACAAGCACAAAGGAUCUUCCAUCACCACGCGAAAACCCAGCCAGUCUCCUCUGCUUUUAGAGGGCAUCGCGAUCCGCUGUUUGGCUGGAGGAGGAGGGUCAGACUGCGGGUCCGAGGGCACGGAGGACGAAGGCGCCGUCCUGGAGGUACCCGACACGGCCCAGCUUCUCCCGCUGCACGACUUGGACCUUUACGUGGAAAUGGUGAAGGGGACUCAUUCUGUCCCUCAGUACACUGAAGUGGCCUACCCAGACUACUUUGGACACGUGGCGCCCACGUUUAGGGAGCCCCUCCUGGAGAGAGUUUACGGCGUACAGAGGUCCAAGAUAUUCCAGGAUAUCGAGAGGUUGAUACACCCAAAUGAUAUCUUGGAUAAAUUACUUUAUGACCUUGAUGUUCCCAGUUGUCCCGUGAUUGAAAGCGAUGGCGAGUCGUUGAAGUUCAACUCUCAGUUUGAGUCCGGCAACCUCAGGAAGGCCAUUCAAGUCAGGAAGUACGAGUACGACCUGGUGCUGAAUUCGGACAUCAACAGCAACCACCACCACCAGUGGUUCUAUUUCGAGGUGAGCGGAAUGCGCGUUGGAACCAUGUACCGCUUCAACAUCAUCAAUUGUGAAAAGUCCAACAGUCAGUUCAACUACGGCAUGCAGGUGCUGAUGUACUCCGUUCAGGAGGCCAUCAGUGGCAGGCCUCGCUGGGUCAGGACAGGAACAGACAUCUGUUACUACAAGAACCAUUUUGCCAGGAGUUCUAUUGCAACAGGCGGCCAGAAAGGGAAGUCGUACUACACAAUGAGCUUCAGCACCAGCUUCAGCCAUAAGGAUGACGUCUGCUACUUUACCUACCAUUACCCGUACACGUACUCGUCUCUUAAGAUGCACCUGUUUAAGCUGGAGGCGAUGAGGACCCCCGAGAUCUACCUGAGACAGGACGUCCUGUGCGAGACGCUGGGUGGAAACAGCUGCCCGCUCCUCACCAUCACCGCCAUGCCGGAGUCCAACUCCAGCGACCACAUCUGUCAGUUUAGGAAUCGUCCAUUGAUCUUCCUGUCAGCCAGAGUGCACCCCGGAGAAACCAACGCCAGCUGGGUGAUGAAGGGCACGCUGGAGUUCCUUAUGGGCGCCAGCUCGCAGGCCGCCAGCCUGAGAGAGGCCUACAUCUUCAAGAUAGUGCCCAUGCUCAACCCUGACGGAGUCGUCAACGGAAAUGACCGCUGUUCAUUGAGCGGAGAAGACUUGAAUCGCCAAUGGCAAAACCCCGACGCUGAGCUCCACCCGACCAUCUACCACACCAAGAGCCUGCUGCAAUACCUCGCACACACGCAGAGAGCACCGCUGGUGUUCUGUGACUACCACGGCCAUUCCAGAAAGAAGAACGUAUUCAUGUACGGCUGCAGUGUGAAGGAAACAAUCUGGCAGUCUAACAUCAGCGCAGCUUCCACUGAAUUACAGGAGGACCUAGGAUACAGGGCCCUUCCAAAGAUCCUCUCCCAGAUCGCUCCGGCCUUCAGCAUGGGCAGCUGCAGCUUUGUGGUGGAGCGCUCCAAAGAGUCGACGGCACGCGUGGUUGUGUGGAGGGAGAUCGGCGUGCAGCGCAGCUACACCAUGGAGAGCACCGUCUGUGGCUGUGACCAAGGCAAAUAUAAGGGCUUUCAGAUUGGCACCAGGGAGCUGGAGGAGAUGGGAGCCCAGUUCUGCGUGGCCCUGCUGAGGCUGAAAAGAAUGACGGGUGUCCACAACCACCAACACCUGCUGGACCUGGAGAGCGACCUCAUCGGCACGCAGCCCAAAGUGGUCAGCAGCUGCUCCACAACCUACGUGAUGGACGAGGAUGAGCCGUCCUUCCUGGAGGCCGUGGACUACAGCGCCGAGAGCAACGACGAGGACGGCGAGGCCGACAGCGAGGCCGGCGCCAGCAGCAGAGACGUGUCGGGGACUCCCGACUCGUGUGCGGCGGUGCGACUGUUGGACUCGGAGAGUAGUAAGGAAGCCUGGAAAACUGGGCGCGUCGCCAACCAGUAACUUUUAUUUUAUUUGAUUCAUUGUUUUUUUUGUUUUUUUUUCCAUGCUAAGUUCCACGCACCCCUCAUCCCUUCCAGAAACUGCCCCCUCAACAUUUACUCACUCUGACGCUUCCUUUUGGGCCAAAAUCUCGCCAGGUUGCACCGUCCAAAAAAAAAGUCACACUUAUUUACAAAGUCAGUACAAACACAACAGGCUUUAGGACCCCUGCUGUUGUUUGCCUUUGCAUUUUUUUGCAUUUUCUUCCUCAUAUAUUGCUUUUUUUGCUCCAAUAUAGUAACGUGGUGGACAUAAGAGGAAGGGAAACAACCUACGUACAAAAAACGGCGCCCAUUAAAGGGGAACUUAAAAAAAAAAAGGUAUAUCAUUCACAAUCCUUAUAUUACACAUUUAUUGUUCUUUUUUUAUGCAUUCUAAAUCGUAAAUAAAUGCUAGCAAUAGGUGGAUAACAAUGCAGGUAAUGGGGAUUCGUUCUAUUCCAUGCUCUGAAAAAAAUUCCAAAAAACUCCCCAAGUUUUUCUAUACACGCUUAAAGUGUAUAUAAAAAUGUAGUAACAUUCAUGUUAACAUGUAAUAUUUACGUAUUUUGGCUCUUUUUAAGCAUGAUAAAUAUGAUAAUGAUAAAUGGGUUAUACUUGUAUAGCGCUUUUCUACCUUCAAGGUACUCAAAGCGCUUUGACAGUAUUUCCACAUUUACCCAUUCACACACACAUUCACACACUGAUGGCGGGAGCUGCCAUGCAAGGCGCUAACCAGCAGCCAUCAGAGGCAAAGGGUGAAGUGUCUUGCCCAAGGACACAACGGACGUGACUAGGAAGGUAGAAGGUGGGAAUUGAACCCCAGUAACCAGCAACACUCCGAUUACUAGCACAGCCACUCUACCAACUUCGCCACGCCGUCCCGAUAAGCAUGGAGCGGUGCAUUAAUUUCACAGACGCAUCACAACGUUCGCUUUUCCUUCAACGACACCACUACUCGGUACUACUUUAGGACAAAUGAUGAUCCGGAACCUUCAUUUUUUUGAGCCUGAAUAUAAUGAGCUACACGUUUUAGAAGCUGUGAGGAAGAUGCAGCUUUAGUGAAACACUAAGCAUCAGGUAGCAGUAUCGCUAAGUGCGAAACAAGAAAUACAAACUAUGGACUUAAUAAAACAAUUAGUGGCCUUGUGGUUAUAGUGUCCGCCCUGAGUUCAAACCCCGGCCGAGUCAUACCAAAGACUAUAAAAAUGGGGCCCAUUACCUCCCUGCUUGGCACUCAGCAUCAAGGGUUGGAAUUGGGGGUUAAAUCACCAAAAAAUGAUUCCCGGGCGUGGCCACCGCUGCUGCUCACUGCUCCCCUCACCUCCCAGGGGCUGAACAAGGGGAUGGGUCAAAUGCGGAGGACAAAUUUCACCACACCUAGUGUGUGUGUGUGACAAUCAUUGGUACUUGAAUCACUUACUGUGCAAUGUCUGCUCUCGCUGGGAUGCCGACUGACGGGAGAUUCGUAUCUUCCUGUUUAAAUGAAAAAUUAAAUAUAAUCUUCAAACGGGUAACGAAAAAAAAGGUGACAUACGAGCGACUUUUCGUUUACUUCUCGUAUAAGUUGAAUGCGAAAGUUGACCAACUUCUCGGUUUUUGCCACAACCUCCAGGUGAGAGGCGUGAUUUAUAAUAUAUAUUAUUAACUUUCACCAACUCGGAGCCAAUGCAGCAGCUCACCGGCUCAAUAUGUCAAUAUGGCAGCAUAAGUAUGUCAUUAUGUCAAUCAUUGUCAUCCCAUUGGGUUGAGUUUUUUCCUUGCCCUGAUGUGGGAUCUGAGCCGAGGAUGUCGUUGUGGCUCGUGCAGCCCUUUGAGACACUCGUGAUUCAGGGCUAUAUAAGUAAACAUUGAUUGAUGAUUGAUUGAAGCUAAUUAGCGCUAAAAAAAUAGCACUGAUAAUACCAAUAUUGCUAAUACUUGGUUAAUACUCACGUCAUGAGAUGUGAAUGGAGUAUUUUGGGCAGUUUUUGGAUGUUUUUUUUAGGAGGGCUCUAUGAAUGGGCAGAAUAGUGUGCUUCCAUUAGCUCCAUUGUCAGCCACCUCAUACUUGCCGUAUUGUACAACUUAGAACUAGAGAUGUCCGAUAAUAUCGGCCGAUAAAUGCUUUAAAAUGUGAUAUCGGAAAUUAUCGUUAUCGUUUUUUUUAUUAUCUGUAUUGUUUUUUGUUUUUUUUUAAGUAAAUCAACAUAACAAACACAAG
This is a messenger RNA of Entelurus aequoreus (snake pipefish), 6274 nucleotides long. It is a transcript of the gene agtpbp1, whose product is annotated as ATP/GTP binding carboxypeptidase 1. The transcript has 26 exons. The record is from RefSeq and is a predicted model, not a curated record. The coding region runs from base 389 to 4054 and encodes 1221 amino acids. Gene Ontology annotation, molecular function: metallocarboxypeptidase activity; zinc ion binding. Lineage: Eukaryota; Metazoa; Chordata; Actinopteri; Syngnathiformes; Syngnathidae. Gene Ontology annotation, biological process: proteolysis; C-terminal protein deglutamylation; protein side chain deglutamylation.